AGGACCCAAGCAUGGAUGUCAGCGCAUUGUUCAAGGCCAGCGUGAAGACGGUGAAUUUACGCAACAAGGAGCUCGGUACUGUGACCAGUGCGAAGGAUCCUCUGAGAAGGAGCAGAGUCAAGAGUUCCUUUUACGUCAAGGCGCACGACGUGGUCGUGCAGAUUUCCAGGCUGCGGGAGUUCUUGUUGAAGAGUCGGAAGGUCUACCUGGACUUUCACAACCAUCUGUGCACGGCGUCGCACAUGACGGACGCGGAACGCGACGAGAUCGACGCCGGGGCGCAAAACAUCAUGGGCAUUUGUUCGCAGCUCGUCAAGGAUCUCAAGAGGGAGGUGGCGGCGAGCGAGCAGGUCUCCCAGCAGAACAUCGAGCACCGUGAGAUCAUGCUGUUGAUGAUCGAGGAUUACCUGAAGGACGUCUGCAAGAUAUAUUCGGAGCAGAAAGCGAUGCGUGUGAAGAGGGCCAUGGAGAUGCGGAAGAUCAUCAGGCUACAGUCGGCAGACACCGUCGUCGAGCAGACGUCUACAACGGAGGUCAGAAAGUCGUCCCUGAACGUGACGCAGAAGUCCGCGGACGAGCAUGUAGAUGGCAAGAACGACUCGAGCGAGUCGAGCCCGAUGAAGAUCCAGGAGAUCAACGGGGACGUUAAUACGCUGACGUACGAGGAGGAGCCGUCACCCGAGGACAUCCAGAUGUUCCACUCGGAGAACGAGCAGCUGUACAGUGAGCUGAACACCUUGACGGAGGAGGUCAAGCAGAUCGAGAGCAAAGUCGUCCACAUCGCCGAACUGCAAGAGAUCUUCACGGAGAAGAUCCUUGACCAGGACAAGGAUCUGGAUAGGCUGAUGACCACGGUGGUCGGGUCUACGGAGAACGUGAAAGAGGCCAACGAGCAGAUCCGGCAGGCGAUUCAACGGAACGCUGGGCUCAGAGUGUGGAUCCUCUUCUUCCUGUUGGUGAUGUCGUUCUCUUUGUUGUUUCUCGAUUGGUACAACCCGUAAAUCAAGUCCCCUAAUUAUAAUAAUCAUGGAAAUGAGGAAAAUAGAAUUGUGAGGGGGGGAGGGAGAGAGCAUUUGCUAAAAUAUGAUUGUAUUUUUUCCCUCGGACAUUGUACAUAAUAGAUAUAUAACUUAUAAGGUAUAUAUAUAAUCUAUAUAUAUUUACUUAUAUACAUACAUUAUCGCCUGUCCUGCCCCACUGUUUUACUUUUACAUCAAUAGGAAAUCUACUUCCGUGGGCCAAUGCGAGUCGAGAGAUACAUUGUCUUUCGUAAAAGUACUUUUCGCAGGCGGUAUACCAACUUGUCAAGAUCCUGAUGCAUAUAUAUUUGACGAAUUACUAUUUGCCAAUAAAUAAAUCCGUUCAUUCUGUAUUCACCUUCAAUUUGAAAAAUGCGAAAUACGUGAGAAUGUUUUCACGUUAAAAAUAAAUACUCAACGAAAAAGCGUGUGUCUUCGGUUGUAACAUCAAUGUUGAGAUUCGUCAAAUAUAUCUCUUAUCUCUUCGAUUCCACUCUUCCGAAUGGCUCCUGCGCGCAGAACGCUGCAGCAAGAGUCUCGCGUUCUGUGCGCGGAAGUCGUAAUGAACAACACGUUUUAAGAUGUCGCGUACUUCGAAGCUGUGUGUCGGAAGGAAAAGAAGAGAUAUGUCACGAAUCGAUGCGAUUACCAAUCGAAUCGAUACCAAUGUCCCAAACAACGCUAUCGUCACUUAUAUAUAUAUAUAUAUAUAUAUAUGUAUAUGUAUGAGAAGAAGGUAUGGCUAUUUUAUAUCAUAAGGUAGAGAAGCUAUUUAAAGUUACUGCACGUUUUACCUUUCUACCUUUUCUCUCAAAAAUGACUUGAAACGUAAAAAAUAUGAUAUCUGACAACCUUAGAUGGACAUCUAAAAAUUUUAAAUGUCUAUUAUUAUCGCUCAAAUAAUAACAUAAUAUGUAAUAAAUAUUAUAUAUAAUAAUUAGCCAUGCCUCUUCGUACAUAUAUGUAUAUAUAAGGUGUCCUAGUUCUCGCGACUUUUAAUUUUACCGAGAGAUUUUCUGAGCAAUUUAGAAUUAACUCUUCUUUAACGAAAAUACCGAGGAAGGUCACUAUUUAUGACGAUUUUUCAGUCUUCAAUAUAUCUUUUUAACCAAAAGGUUUAAGUAAAAAUUGUAUUAAGUCAAAGUCCGUUUGAAAUAAAUCGGAGAAAAUAAUUUUCC
Dinoponera quadriceps is the source of this 2197-nucleotide messenger RNA. RefSeq names its product syntaxin-18 (gene Syx18). NCBI's taxonomy places the organism in Eukaryota, Metazoa, Arthropoda, Insecta, Hymenoptera, Formicidae. Gene Ontology annotation, cellular component: SNARE complex; endoplasmic reticulum. The record is from RefSeq and is a predicted model, not a curated record. Gene Ontology annotation, biological process: retrograde vesicle-mediated transport, Golgi to endoplasmic reticulum. The transcript has a single exon. Bases 12 to 1001 code for a protein of 329 amino acids.